CUUGCUGCGAUUAUUCAAGUCCGUGGGUCGGAUCCAACUUUUCUUUUGUAGUCCCGGAGGCCCUGCACGUGCCGUCUUUAUUUAAUUCAAGACAUCUCUACACACUAGGGAAGCAUGGAGUCCACGGGUUACAUUGCCACUGAAACGGCCAUCCCCACCGAAAAGCUGAACAUAGUCGCUCAUGACACAGCUGCAUCUGUGAACCAGAAGACUCCCAUCAGCAUUCUUCAGGAGCUGUGUGCCCGCAACUGCCUCACUCCGGAGUACAAGCUGCUGUCUGUCGAAGGUGCAGUGCACGCGCCCACAUUCAUGUACAGGGUGCAGGUGGGGGAAGUCGUCGCCAAUGCCACUGGCCAGAGCAAGAAAAAAGCCAAACAUGCCGCUGCCAGGGCUAUUCUUGAAAAGCUGCUCGCCGACGAUGGUCCAUUUGCCAAAUAUCGGGCAGCGGUCAUGGAAGAUCUUCCUUCCAUAGAGCAAAUGGAGGGGACUGUCCCCGCGGCAGUUGGUGAAGUGGCUCCGAGCAACAAUGGGCUUCCUGGCAGCACGCCCCUAGCAGGUAGCACUCUGGGAAGUACAGGAACACCGGCUGCUGGAGCCGAGGACGACGGCAUCGUAGGCAACCCGGUGGGAGAGCUGCAAGAGCUCUGCAUGAAACUUCGCUGGCGGCCCCCUUUCUACGAGACUGUCAUCGAGGAUGGCCUGCCCCAUGAGCGCACUUUCGGCAUAUCCUGCCUCGUCAACAACCUCAAUGAAAUGGGCAAAGGCAAGUCAAAGCGCCUGGCAAAGCGUCAGGCUGCUAAGAAGAUGAUUGAACUUAUUAAGAACGUGCAGAAUGGCCUCCUCAACGGCGAGGAAGAGAAGUUUGGAGAAUCGGGCCUCAACUCUGUCCCUGGUGGCUUGGGCCCCUGCAGCACGGUACUCCAGGAGGCCAAGUGUUACAUGGGGCUAAAGGAGCAGAACAUCAGUGCCCUGACUCCACGGCACAGCCAGCAGGUCGGGCAGCUGCUGCGGCAGUUGCAGGCCUCGGACGGAGCUCGGCUGACCAGCCUGCAGGGUACCUCUCUUAGCACAGCGGGCAUUGACUACGUUGGCCUGCUGCGUGAAAUUGCGGACGAGCAGAGCUUCGAGGUCACUUAUGUGCCGAUAGAUGAGCUCAGCCCUGACGGUAAGCACCAGUGCUUGGUGCAGUUGACAUCGCUGCCACUGGCGGUGUGUUUCGGCACAGCCGAUACGCCCGAGCAGGCCCAGGUGGCUGCGGCGCGCUGUGCACUGCAGUACCUGAAAAUCAUGACCAAGAAGUGAGGCAGGCAGGGUACCUGGCUCAGCAGCAUGCUGGUCAACCUGGAUUGAACAGAGGAGUUCUGCCACACACACACGGCAGGAAACCCUAGCAUUUUGAUGUUCAAGGUACCUUGUUCAAAGAAAAAAACCCGUCUCUAGUCAGAUGAGCUGCACUUCGGCCUUUGGCUGUUCCCUCCUCUUCGUUCACCCGCGUCCUUAAUCCGACCUUGGGGCAGUGUUGCGUUCAUCCGGUCCCACGCAGAGUGUGGGACGGGGCCUAUGCAAGGCCAAGCUUGUGCAGAGGUUUACGUUGCUGUCGUGUCCACUGGGCAACGGAGCAAGUUACGGCAGGCUGGCCCAUAAAGUCUUCCCAUUCUUUUUUUUUUAUUCUUUAUUGGCCUCUUCUAGCCAGUUGCAUUCUCGCAUAUCUGUCUCGGUGGCAGAUGCUUCCUUUUUUUUUCUUCCUCUUAGUUUUACAUUUGGACUGCUCAAACUUAGCAGAGAGUUCAGAGGACUUCAGGUAAAAGCAUUAUCUUAUGAAAGUGGUCUGUGAUUAACGUGGGCUUUAGUGCAGUUAAAGUAGUUUUUUUUUUCCACUCAAACAACUGCAUUCUGCUGCUGUUAAACAGGGUCCUUGGCCAAUUUUUAUUCCUUGAUGUCUCUGACCUCUGGCUCUUGAGAGCAGGGAGACACUGUAACUGUCGACUAAGUUCCCUGAUCUGUGAUUUUUUAAACUGCGACAGCGAUUGCAUGAGCAUUGCUGGGGCAAGUGCCCAUUUGUAACGUGCCACAUUUACUGAGGAGUAACUAAAAUAUAGAAGGAAGGUGCAUCUCUUCAUUGCACCUUCCAGAGGGAGCGUCUCAUGUGUUUUGCAGGUGUACUUAGCACCUUGAAUGAGAAAUGCCCUCAGAGCCGCUAGCAGAUUUGCUGUGUAACAUUUUUAAAACCAUUCUGGUCAGAUCUUCCUUCUCUGUUCUCGUAGGCAUCUCGGUGCCAUCUUUCCUUAUGAGCCACUUUUUUGAAAGCAUGGUGAUAUGGUAAUUGAGGUAAUUAUGAUGGCUUGAUGACUGCAACGUCCAAUGGCUGUAGCUAAUACACCAUACUGCCAAGCAUGAUGACCAGGUUGUUGCCUACCUCCAGAAUCGCAUCUUUGACUCCCUGGGGCUCUUGUGAACGAGUCCAAGACCAGAAUGUCUCAAUAUGCCAGGUACACUUUGUUCCAGUUGUUUUGUUGGCAAUGUAUGAAACUAUUGUUUCUUAUUUUUUGUUUAGUCACCUCAUUUCAUAACCCUUCAAUCAUAUUUCGCUUUUAUUGCGAUGGCGCGAAUUGCAGACAACUAGAAUGGCUUGACUGGGUUUAGGCAGAGCGUCCAUGAAGUUUAUGGACUGUCAAUUAAUAGCCAUUUUUUCCUUCUUAUUUUGUGUGUAUUUUUACUUCUAGCUUCAGCUUUGCAGUCUUUUGGGCCAAAGUGGCACAAUGCAGUGUCCACAGGUUUUUCGCUAUUGUUGAGCUGCACUAGCCGUAUUCAAUCUGUUCAGCAUGUUAGCAUCUGCGUAGUUCAGUCUCAAAUCAGCAAAGAGCAGCUUUGUUAGGCUGUGUUCUUUUUCUCUGCUGUCGAGAGUAAAACUAGUUAGUUUUACACGUAAGGGGGAGAAACCUUUUUUAAGCUUCUACCUUCUCUAUACAAAAAUUGUUGCCUGAAGGUCUUUUUUUCUUUCUUCUUCUUGAACGGACGCUACAAAAGGAGGGAUGAAGAGCGUGGCCUGUUUUUUCAUACUAAGCAAAGAGCCAAAAUUGUGAACGAAGAUGGGGGAACAGCCAGCAACUCUAGCUGCAGAAAGCAUUUUCUCUCACAUUCCGAGGAACUGACAAAAGAAUCGGGCAUCCAACGAUCUGAAAGUCUGGAGAUUGGGAGGGAGGACAGCCACACCAUAUUCUUGAUAUGAGGUCCGUUUAUGACUGGAACCUUUUUUUAUUACUAUUCUUUUGCUUGGCAGUUGUGGUGAAACAGUAAUCGCAUUUGUGCUUUCUGUUGUUCCGACGAGCAUUUUGGAGCAAGAUUUUAACUUCCGUAAUUUUUGAAAAACAAGAUUUUAGGUUUUUUUUUCCUUUCUAUGCACUGGUUGAAGGUGAGAUGCUACAAUUUUUUUAGUGCACACUGAGCCUGUUGUUUUUUUUCUUUCACUAUUCUGGCACCAUUCUAUUUAUUUUGUAGUGUAGUGUAGAGCACAAUCGUGACUACUCAAGAUUGCUUUUGCAGCUUAUUUAUUGUUGCUGCUGUGUGAAGACAAAUAAGAUGGGACUUCAGGCUGGCAAGGAGGGAAUGAAUAAUAACCGAUCGUGUAGAUGGGAAUUUCUCUCUUAACUAUAAAGCAUGUAGGCUAGCUUUUUUCCCAAUUUCCAACCUUUCAUCUGCAAGUGACAAAAUAAACGGUAAUCAACAGGA
Messenger RNA from Rhipicephalus microplus (southern cattle tick), 3729 nucleotides. RefSeq names its product protein Loquacious. Gene Ontology annotation, biological process: regulation of regulatory ncRNA processing; siRNA processing. Gene Ontology annotation, molecular function: double-stranded RNA binding; siRNA binding. The record is from RefSeq and is a predicted model, not a curated record. Gene Ontology annotation, cellular component: RISC complex; RISC-loading complex; nucleus. NCBI's taxonomy places the organism in Eukaryota, Metazoa, Arthropoda, Arachnida, Ixodida, Ixodidae.